AUGUGCAAUCAGGAUGUCCUGUAUGCGACGUCUCAAAUAAAACGGAAUAAAAAUCAUAUAAAUCUGAUCUCCACCGGUACAUGUGUUUCCAGGGAGUAGGAUUGGAGACGGACUUGUAAACAUUUCAAGCGUGGUUCUCUGGUAAUAUGAGGUAGCUGUCGUCAGCUUUUACCUUACGUGGAAGCUACGGGCAUGAAUCCAGGAAAUGUGAGAGGAGCUGAGUUCAGAGAGCCGGCUGAAGCGCGGAGAGUGUGUCGCUUUUUCCUGGCUGGUCGUCACCAGUGUUAGCUGCACAAAGAGCAUUUUGUUGUGGAGAAAUGAAAUUACUCUUCCUCGCCCCUCUCAGCCCCCAAACCGGGAACCAUACAACAGCUGACAGAAUAAGGUCUCACAUCGAAUCAGCAGGACACACUUGUGAGCUCAGGGAUGCGGGAGAAUUUCAAUCUCCUGCUGAUGUGGCAAAUCUGGUAUCUCAGGAUCCUCCGUUUGACGGUGUGCUGGCCAUUCAUCUGUUCAAAGCAGGCAGACUUCUCCUGGACGUCCAAAUACCCUUUGGGCUUAUUUUUGGUGGAACGGACAUAAAUGAAGAUGUGAAAGAUGAACAGAAGCGUGUGGUCAUGAAGCAGGUGCUGCUGAGAGCCAGAUUUGCUGUUGCAUUCACUGAAAAGCUGAAAGAAGAAGCAGAACUUUUUUUGGUUUCCCAGAGUGCUAAAAUAUAUGUGCAGCCCCAAGGUGUCCAGACGGAGGUGACAGAAGAAUUCUGCUGGACUGAGUUCUUGCAUAGUUCAGGUGUGAGGAACAAGUGUGUGGACAAGCUGCGCGUCUUCCUGUUGGUCUGCGGCCUCAGAAGAGUCAAGGACCCCCUCUAUCUGGUGGAGGUUUUUUCAGACUGGCAUUGUAAGAAUCUGCUGAACAUCUUGGUCAUAAUUGGACCAAAGAUCGAUCCGGUACUAACUGCUGAAAUGGAAGCUGCUGUCAGUAGGACAACAGGGGUCUUCUUGGCUCAGGAGAGGAGCCAACCAGAGCUUCAUGCUGCCAUGAAGAGGUGCUUCGCUUUGGUCAACAGCUCGGUCUCUGAGGGCAUGUCAGGAGCCAUCUUGGAGGCGAUGGACCUCAGGGUGCCCGUGUUGGCGAGAGACAUUCCAGGAAAUGCAGCAGUGGUGCAGCAUGAGGCCAACGGCCUGCUGUAUUCAUCUCCUCAGGAAUUUGUGCACCAAUCUCAAAGGCUGUUGUCAGAUCAGGAAUUGAGAGAGAGGGUGGUGAGAAAUGGAAAACGCUACGUGGACGAGCACCACAGCCUAAAGCAGGAGAGAGAGACCUAUCAGCAACUGGCGGACACUCUGAACUCAUCGUAGGGUCACAGGGUUCUUCUCAAGGACUUGAGCAACAUAAAAGGGAAUAUCGCAAUCAGACUUUGUACAAAUAUUGUUAUUAUGGUAUUUAUGUGUAUUCAUGUUUUAUUUGUACUGCAUGACUAGAAGUUAUGCUGCAGGUCACUUUGAACCAGACAGAGCAGAUGGUUUUGUCAUAUUUAUAUAAUUUAAGCAUGUGAAGUUAUCAUUUACACUUUAAAAUAAAUCAAGCAAAAGUAUCAAA
Messenger RNA from Nothobranchius furzeri (turquoise killifish), 1596 nucleotides. RefSeq names its product glycosyltransferase 1 domain containing 1 (gene glt1d1). NCBI's taxonomy places the organism in Eukaryota, Metazoa, Chordata, Actinopteri, Cyprinodontiformes, Nothobranchiidae. Gene Ontology annotation, molecular function: glycosyltransferase activity. The record is from RefSeq and is a predicted model, not a curated record.